Molecule: messenger RNA, 1482 nt
Organism: Rhododendron vialii
Lineage: Eukaryota; Viridiplantae; Streptophyta; Magnoliopsida; Ericales; Ericaceae
Product: cytochrome b561 domain-containing protein At2g30890-like
Exons: 4
Coding region: 345-1169 (274 amino acids)
Molecular function (GO): transmembrane monodehydroascorbate reductase activity
Source: RefSeq, a predicted model, not a curated record
CCACCAUGAAAUCAACUGAAAAGCUUGGCACUUUUGGCCCCACAGUAAUGAUACCCACUACCCUCCUCUGCCCUUUUCUAAAUUAGUAGCAAUAUCUAUCUCUCUUAAUAAAGUACGAUUAUAAAUCUAGUUGUAUCUCUCUUGUCUCCCUUAUCAUCCAUUAGUCAUCACUCAUCCUCUUAUUGCUCCUUUAAAAAUCAUGUCAUGUUAAACAAAAAGAAUGAUACAAAGAGUGGGAUUCUGGUAGAUUAGUGUCUAUUUUGAUCUUCAGAAGAUGACAUUUUGAAAACAUACACACACACACACGCAGAGAGAGAGAGAGAGAGAGAGAGAGAGAGAGCAGAAUGAUCAAGAAGCUGGCUUAUUCCACCGCUCCUACAAAUUUGAUCUUUCUUACUCUUCCAUUAGUCGGUUGCUCUCCACAUGAACAGCUCAACAAAGCCAGCAGCCAUAGCAUCAAGCAAAACAAUCACAAGAUGAGUCAUCAGAUGACAUCUGAGAUGACAGUUCAUGGGCUUCUCUUAUGGGCUUCAAUGGGCCUCUUAAUGCCCCUUGGGAUACUUACCAUUAGAAUGUCCAACAGGGAGAAAUGCAGGAGAUGGUUCAAACUACUCUUCUAUAUGCAUGUCAUUUUGCAGACAGUUUCAGUGCUUCUUGCCACUGCUGGAGCAGUCCUAUCCAUAAAAAGUUUUGAGAACUCAUUCAACAACCACCACCAAAGAAUAGGCUUAGCUCUUUAUGCCGCCAUUUUGUUGCAAGCCUUCAUUGGAUUUCGCCGGCCUCAUAGGAAAUCAAAAGGUAGAAGUUUAUGGUACUUUGCGCAUUGGGUACUUGGAACAACAAUUUCCCUAGUCGGAAUUUUCAACAUCUACACGGGAUUAGAAGCCUUCCACAAGAGAACAUCAAGAAGUACAAGGCUUUGGACCAUCCUUUUCACAGCACAAAUAUUUUUCAUGGCAUUUUUAUACCUUUUCCAAGACAAAUGGGAUUACAUUCAAAAACAAGGGAUUGUUUUGGGGAAUGAGGCAAUUUCACCGUCUGAUCAAACAAUUCCACCCCCACAGGAAAACCAAAAGGAGUCGAACUUUGAACCAUCUACGAAAAGCAAUUCCCUUGGGAGUUAUUUUUCCAAAAGCAAUGCCCUCAAGAAAUUAUUCCAACUAACAUGAGAGAGGUUAUUGCCAAAAACUUAUCGGUCUUUUUCUUUUAAAAAAAAAAACUUUUCGGUACUUUUAUUUUCUUAAUUGUAGUGUACUGUUCUUUUUUUUUCUUUUUCUUUUUUUGAUGGGCAUAAUGGUGCUCCUCUUUUUUAUGCUUCCACUUUAUGUGAGAGAAUGUCCUUCUUCUUUUCUUUUUUUUACUGUAUUUAUUACUAAAUGAACGUGCGCUAAAAGGGGAGGGAGUAAAAUGUAUUUCUUUUUAUUACAAGAACUAUUGUACAUUCAUGAAAAUAAAUAGUUGAUAUAUUGUUGUUUAUACCAA